ACAGUACUAAAAUCUCUAAAACAAAACAAAGAAACGUCAAAACAACUGUCAGUCGUCAGCUGCACUCGCGAGUCGCGAAAGACCGAAAAAAUCUUUUUACUGCAAUUUAGGGCUCCAGUGGUGCGAGCAUCAGAAUGGUUCUUACGAACGAUGUUUAUCUCCCGAGCGAAGCGGAGCUCACCGUUCCGGAGGUGAACCUUUCGGGACCUGCUCUGAGGGCCGGUGCCUUCCAUCUGGGCAAGGCUUGCGAGGCGGAGAAUAAUGAAUUUAUGCUGUGUCGUCAAGAACUAAACGAUCCUCGGGCUUGCAUUAACGAAGGUAAAGCUGUUACCAACUGUGCGCUGGAUUUCUUCCGCAAGGUUAAGAAGUCCUGUGCACAGGAGUUUACCCAAUAUGCCAACUGCCUGGACAAGAGCAGUGGCGAUCUGAGAUUCCAAUACUGCCGCAAGACCCAGGGCGUGUAUGACAAGUGCGUACAAGACAAUUUACACAUUGAACGGCCGGAUUACGGGUACUUCACCAGGGCCAAGGUUCACGCUACGGAUCGCCCAGCACCGCCCAAAAAGGAGAAAACCGUGUAUCCGGAUGCCACCCCCGGAUUGCCAGACGAUUAUCCGCGUCCAGAAGCCAAGUAUGGUUCCCGUUUCCACUGGUUGAACUAAGGGAGGUACCGAACAAUUAAACCUUUGUAGCAAUUUGAUUGUUUUAAAGGGUGCACUUCGUGGAGCACUUUUCAAAAUACAUUAACAUUAUCAUUAUGAAA
Molecule: messenger RNA, 763 nt
Organism: Armigeres subalbatus
Lineage: Eukaryota; Metazoa; Arthropoda; Insecta; Diptera; Culicidae
Gene: ND-19
Product: NADH dehydrogenase [ubiquinone] 1 alpha subcomplex subunit 8
Exons: 4
Coding region: 135-662 (175 amino acids)
Biological process (GO): mitochondrial electron transport, NADH to ubiquinone
Source: RefSeq, a predicted model, not a curated record